This is a messenger RNA of Morus notabilis, 633 nucleotides long. RefSeq names its product ABC transporter C family member 4-like. Gene Ontology annotation, molecular function: ATP hydrolysis activity; ATPase-coupled transmembrane transporter activity; ATP binding. Gene Ontology annotation, cellular component: vacuolar membrane; plant-type vacuole. The transcript is spliced from 3 exons. Gene Ontology annotation, biological process: transmembrane transport. The record is from RefSeq and is a predicted model, not a curated record. Lineage: Eukaryota; Viridiplantae; Streptophyta; Magnoliopsida; Rosales; Moraceae. The annotation marks the transcript as partial.
AGUCUCGACCGGUGCCAGCUCAAGGAUGUGGUAGCUUCAAAAUCAGAGAAACUCGAUGCUAAAGUGGCUGACGACGGAGACAACUGGAGCGUGGGACAAAGGCAGCUCCUGUGUCUAGGACGAGUGAUGCUAAAGCGCAGCCGGCUAUUGUUCAUGGACGAAGCCACUGCCUCGGUCGACUCACAAACUGACGCCGUAAUUCAAAAGAUCAUCCGGGAAGAUUUCGCUUCUUGCACCAUCAUCAGCAUUGCUCACAGAAUUCCCACGGUCAUGGACUGCGACAGAGUGUUAGUGGUAGAUGCAGGACGCGCUAAAGAGUUUGACAAACCGUCGCGCUUGAUUGAAAGGCCGUCGUUCUUUGGAGCAUUGGUUCAAGAAUACGCCAAUAGAUCGUCUGGACUAUAAUUAAUAAUCCAAUCCAACAAUUUCUCUGUUUGGUGCUAAUAUCUUGGCAAGUCUCUUGAAGUGCAAGUUCUUGUGUUUCUCGUGCCACUACAACAAAUGAUCGCAGGGGCGGAGAAAAAAGCGUUGCGGUUUCUGCUGUGAAAGAAUGGAAACAACCUUUUUGUCCUAUGAACUGUUGAACUUGGUAUUAACACGUUAAUAACAAAUGUACUUCCCAAUAUUCUACCC